Scomber scombrus (Atlantic mackerel) is the source of this 2010-nucleotide messenger RNA. It is a transcript of the gene paplnb, whose product is annotated as papilin b, proteoglycan-like sulfated glycoprotein. The record is from RefSeq and is a predicted model, not a curated record. The coding region runs from base 158 to 1837 and encodes 559 amino acids. NCBI's taxonomy places the organism in Eukaryota, Metazoa, Chordata, Actinopteri, Scombriformes, Scombridae. Gene Ontology annotation, molecular function: serine-type endopeptidase inhibitor activity. The transcript has 13 exons.
ACAGAGGGUGAGAAGAUAGAAAACUGGAUGUCAGUGCCUACCCUUACUUCUUAGGUGCACAUCUCUCUGAGCUGCUGGUCCAACAGCUGGAUUUCCCCCAUUGGGUAGUCACGUCUAGAAGUUCUCAUCAGUGGUUCUGUAGUGGCUCCUGGUGAAUAUGAACAUCCUGCAAGUCCUGGGUCUCCUACAGCUGCUGGCUGUACCUGCAUUUACUCUCAUACGGCCAACCCAUGACUACUGGGGAGAGUUUGGACCCUAUGGGCCCUGCAGUCGCACCUGUGGAACAGGAGUUGUGAUGAGAACCAGGAAAUGUAUAACUUCGAGGACAGAUGGAGGACAUAACUGCGUUGGAUCCUCCAAGUCCUACCAAACCUGUAAUACACAAGCAUGUCCAGUUGGAUCCAGGGACUUCAGGGAGGAGCAGUGCUCCCAGUUUGACAGAGCGGACUUCCAGAGCAAACACCACACAUGGGUGCCUUACUAUGGAGCAACCAAUCCAUGUGAGCUGAACUGCGUCCCAAGAGGAGAGAACUUCUUUUACCGACAGAGACCUGCAGUAGUGGACGGGACACCAUGCUAUGUGGGCCGCACUGACAUCUGUGUGGAUGGCGUAUGCAGGAUACUCGUUCAUGGAGAGUUUUUGGGCUUGGAUGAUGACAGUAAUUCUGUUCACUCUGCUGCUCCUGUUGCUGUUGCUCCUUUCCCAAGAGCGAGACUCACAUAUAUGUAUAAAACUGGUGUCUACGGCGAGUGCUCUGCCACCUGCAAUGGAGGCAUGCAGUACCGCAGCGUGGACUGUUGGGUUCAGGAUCCAGUGAACCCCCAUGUGGUGGAAGAGACUUACUGCAUCACCCAUCGCUUGCAAAGGCCACAGAGCCAGCAAGCCUGCAACAUGCAUCCAUGUGCUGCUGAGUACAGCGUCUCCAGCUUCAGUGUGUGUUCAGUGACUUGUGGGGAAGGCCAACAGAUGAGAGAUGUGGUCUGUGUGGGGACAGGAGGUGAACAUCUGGCUGACCAUGCCUGCCGCGGUAUCACAAGACCUGCCUCUGUCCAAGCCUGUCGCAGGCCUGCCUGUCACACACACAUCACCUGGCAUGUGACCGACUAUGGACUGUGCACUCGAAGCUGUGGUGGUGGUGUGAGGGAGAGGAGAGUGGGCUGUUAUGAUACAGAUCUCAACCCCUACGCAGAGGCCAGGUGUGGACCAGCAGGCAGACCUGCUACUGUGGAGUCAUGCAACACAGAGCCCUGCCCUGGCGCGCAAAUGGUCCCGAGUGUGCAGGACCCAAGGGCACAUGAAAGCACCAUGAGAGGAUUUAUGCCCCAUGUUCCAGGAGACACCUCAGGUCCCCGACCCCAAGUAAUUGGUCCUCACUGUGCGCAGUCCUUGUAUGGCUGCUGUCCUGAUGGCCAUACAUCUGCCACUGGGCCCAGAAAUGAGGGAUGUCUUCAUGAGGACUGUGUUCGCACCAGGUAUGGCUGUUGUUUGGAUGGGGUGACUCCAGCUCAAGGGUUUGGAAGAGCUGGAUGUCCUGGGUACCAGGCAACUGGGGAGCGCCAACCAAACUCAGUCAGCCCAGUCACUACUGGUGCAUGCUCCAUGACACGUGAUGAGGGCCCCUGUGAUACCUGGAAGGUUCGGUUCUACUAUAAUUCAAGCACUGGCAAAUGUACCGAAUUCUGGUUUGGAGGCUGCCAGGGCAAUGCCAAUAACUAUGUUUCUAUGGAGGCAUGCAGGAGAGAGUGUGAGGGUAUGGUCAGGGAGCCUCCACCACCACCUCGCAGAGUGACACCAAGGAGAGGGUCAACUAGGGGUGUGCUGAGGGCAAGGGCAUAACCAUACUCAACAUGGUACCCCCAAAUCAUGUGAUACCCAAAAAGUCCUCUCAGUGAAGUUAAUUAAAUGAAAUGUAUACACAUGUAGUAUCUAUACAUUUAUGCAGACACAGAUGUAUUGUAUCACAUCCUACAUUUCAUUUAAAUAUAAUUAAAAACUCACAAUAUAAUUGA